Messenger RNA from Ictalurus punctatus (channel catfish), 2030 nucleotides. It is a transcript of the gene scamp2, whose product is annotated as secretory carrier membrane protein 2. Gene Ontology annotation, biological process: protein transport. The record is from RefSeq and is a predicted model, not a curated record. Lineage: Eukaryota; Metazoa; Chordata; Actinopteri; Siluriformes; Ictaluridae. Gene Ontology annotation, cellular component: recycling endosome membrane; trans-Golgi network membrane. Bases 107 to 1087 code for a protein of 326 amino acids. The transcript is spliced from 9 exons.
GCAGUGUGUAUCAACUGCGGAAGUGCGUAGAGCCGUUCCAACGUUUGCAACUGCUACACGACGGAUCUGUUUAUUAUAUUUCAGUUCCGGAUAAACCUCCGUUAGGAUGUCAGGUUUCGAGAAUAACUUUGACUACCCAGUAGACGUCAACCCUUUUCAGGAUCCAUCUGUCACACAGGUGACUCAUCCUGGAGUGGAUCAUGUGCAGCAAUACCAGCCUUUCCCUGGCAACGACUCUGAAGGCACCACUAUCCCAGCCUCUACCGUCCCGUCCCAGCCUGCUGUGCUGCAGCCUUCUUUGGAGCCCAGCCCUCAGGCAGCUGCAGCCACAGGCCAGGCCAAUCUGCUGAGACAGCAGGAGGAGCUGGAGAGGAAAGCAGCCGAGCUCGAGCGCAGAGAACAGGAGCUACAGACCAGAGAGCGAGUUACAGGCAAAGAGAACAACUGGCCCCCAUUGCCCAAAGUAUUCCCCAUAAAGCCAUGCUUCUACCAGGACUUCUCAGAGGAAAUUCCAGAGCAGCACAGACGUCUCUGCAAAAUGAUGUAUUACCUGUGGAUGCUGUAUUGUGUGACACUGUUUUUAAACGUACUGGCGUGUCUGGCGUACUUCACGGUUAAAGCCGAUUACGGAGUGGAUUUUGGCCUCUCCAUUCUGUGGUUCAUCCUCUUCACCCCCUGCUCUUUCCUCUGCUGGUUCCGGCCCGUCUACAAGGCUUUCAAGUCCGACAGCUCCUUCAGUUUCUUUUCCUUCUUCUUUAUCUUCUUUUCCCAAGUUGUGGUGAUGAUUAUUCAGUCUGUCGGUAUACCCCGAUGGGGCAACAGCGGUUGGAUUUCGGCUCUCACGGAGAUCAGCGGCCACCUGGCGGUGAGCGCAGUAAUGAUGGUGGUCGCAGUGUUCUUCACCGUGUGCGCCGUGCUGUCGGUCAUCCUUCUUAAAAUGGUUCACUCUCAUUACCGCCACACCGGUGCGAGCUUCCAGAAAGCGCAGCAGGAGUUUUCUCAGGGCGUGCUCACCAAUCGCACGUUCCAGACGGCAGCGGCGAGCGCGGCCACGUCAGCAGCCCAGAGUUCCCUCCAGAGGAACUGAAACUCGGCAGAGAACAGCCCGAAUCCCCUCAGAGCCACAGCGCCGAAGCGCACGCCUGUGCAGGCUGUGCCGCUCCCCCGUAACGCUUUGGCCUUCAGACUGCAGUCAACACUUUGGGAGUUCACAUAUAGAGUAUGUGAAGCUGAGGGGGUGGAGUUGCAGCACUCAGUAACAUGUCUGUAUGUUUGUAUGUAUGCUUUCAGUUUGAAUGGGUAUUGUGAUAGAUAUAUAUAUAUAUAUGUUGUUGUUGUUGUUUGUUUUGUUUUUUUUGCCGAAAACUAAAUUAAUAAUUAGUCAUGUUGGUGAAGGGACAACAGAAUGAACAAUGAACAGACUUUUCUCCUAAGUGAUGUCCGCUUAUCUGGGAUCGUUUGCUUUCAUUUGGCUAAUAAGUUGUGCUUGGAGCUUUAAUUAGUAACGCCUCCGAACAGUGGACUUGUUGUGCCUUGCAAGUUCAGCCUUUAUUGUAUUCAUUUCUUACAUUCUGUCCAAGUGCCAUUCAUUCUUGGGGGAAAAACAAACAAACAAACAAAUUUAAGGGGAACUGUUGCAUUCGUUCAAGAGUCAAAUGUACAGAUGAAUGAAUUAUUCUAAAACAGCACUGGAAUUGUAAAGUUCGACCGUAUUUCACGUAGCGAGUCGGUCUGAUGUUCGAGUCAAAAUAAAAGACGGCUAAUUUUUGUAUACCGCAUGAUGAAGGAUAAAUAUCCGAACGCUGGUGUCUGAUCUCUGCCUUGCCUGUAAAUAUAUGAAAAGAUUGAAAUAUUAUCUAACGUUGAUUUAAUAGUGGCCUUUUUGAGUUUGAUUACGCUUCUCGGAAGAAAAAAAAAUCUUAGCAUGUUUGAAUUUUCUAAGCAGAAAAUGUUUUUUUUUUUUUUUUGCACCUUAAGGAUUGGAUUCAUAAAUAAAAUGAACAGUAACAGGUUUUGUGAAAUUUAUAAAA